Drosophila novamexicana is the source of this 1671-nucleotide messenger RNA. RefSeq names its product tektin-B1-like. The transcript has 3 exons. Bases 71 to 1372 code for a protein of 433 amino acids. Gene Ontology annotation, biological process: cilium movement involved in cell motility; cilium assembly. The record is from RefSeq and is a predicted model, not a curated record. Lineage: Eukaryota; Metazoa; Arthropoda; Insecta; Diptera; Drosophilidae. Gene Ontology annotation, cellular component: microtubule cytoskeleton; nucleus.
CACAAACAUAAAAGAUUAAAGAUUUUACAUAAUAUAUUAUUAUACGAAAAGAUUACAUAUUGAAUUAAGAAUGGCUUUCAAUUCGGUGGUUACUAUGGAAAAACCCUUGCAGCACAUCUCACUUUCCGACUGGAAUGAGCGAGUGGGGCGUCUGCGAAAUGUGGCGACUGCCCGACUCGCUGAUACCUUUGCCAUGCGUAACUCAUCCCGAGUGCUCCGCGAUGAGACGCGCAUCGAGGAUAGCUGGGCUAACUACGAGUCGAAUGUGGCAUUGGCGGAUCGAAUUCUGGAGCUUACUAGCUGGCGCGAAAUCAUAUCGAAGACCUAUGAACGCAUACAGAACGAAGUUCACGCAUUAGAGCAAGAGAAAAUUUUGACGGAACGCGAACUGGAUGCACUCUCGGGACCCAUAAUGGUGAUAAGCGAGAUGCUCAACAUGCGCGAUAGCCGCUUGGGCUCUGAGAUAACAUACGAUGAGCCAGACAACGAGAUAAAGAAGGAACUUUACGUGUUGGAGAACAAUCAGCGAUUGUUGACGGAUCGUUGCCGGAAGGCAUGGGAAAAGCUGACACGUCUUGAGGAUGUACGUGUCAAAAUAGCCAUGGAGAUUGAGAACAAAAUAGAGGCAGUGGAUCUGGAAAGGAAACAGCGCGAACUAGAUCGCAAUUCCACAAGAAUAUCGUCCAAGACGGAUUCCAUGCGUUAUCCCACAGAAUGUUGCACAUACGAGGGCUGGCUGGAACAUACGAAGAACAUCAAGUUUCUGGCCGAGAACGAAAUGGCCGACACGGUCGCGCUGCGAGAAUCCUUAUUUGUGAGCCGUGAGAAGGCCCGUAGCAUUCGACAAGCUCAACAGGAGCGCACCGAGUACGUCAUACGGAAACGCAUUUUUGAAACUCAGCGAGCACGCAACGAGCUGAAAUUUCAAAUGGACAAGAUGAAUGAUGAAUUGAAGAAUGCUGCGAUUGAUAUUCAGGCGUUGGAGGAUUCGUUGUGUGAUAAGACAAAUAGUUUAAAGUUGGCUGAGACGCGCCUAGAAAAUCGGGCACAGCGCCGGAAUAUGGAGCUCUGCCUGGAUCAUGUACACGAUGUGCUCUGCUUCGAGGUAAAGAAGCAACGUGAAAUUCACCGUUGUCUCAAGGAGAAAAUCGAAGAGUCCAGGAAAAACUACAAUUUACUUGAGGAACAUGCCCUAAAGAUCGCUACGGAUCUGGAAAAGAAGGAGCACGCACUGAUGACUGACAAACGAGCGUUACAAAUACGGCAGGCCUUUAAGGAAAGCGAAACUGGACCGAAAGUCUUUAAUCCGAGUACUGGUACCGAUCGCAAUAUUUUACUCACUAACACGCAGGAUUUGAUUCCCAAGUCUUAGAGCUGGGUUAUAAUAUUUGUACAUUCGAUGAAUUUGUAAUCGAUCAGGGCAACAAGCCUAGAAAUGAAUUGAAUACAAGGCUACAUUUAACUUCUAAUUUAGACCUUAAGGUAAUACGAUGUCACAAGGAACUUUCGAAUUGUUCUAUAGAUCAACAGCGAUUAUCCUCAAUCGAAGGAACUGAAAUUGGACAACAGUCCUCAAAGGUUUACUCAAGCGAUCUUUGAUAAUCUACUUCAUGAAAUCAUUUAACUGUUGACUGAGUAUUCUUAAUAAAUGCUACCCAAACUAAAUAAUAU